Molecule: messenger RNA, 2826 nt
Organism: Oncorhynchus gorbuscha (pink salmon)
Lineage: Eukaryota; Metazoa; Chordata; Actinopteri; Salmoniformes; Salmonidae
Product: lysyl oxidase homolog 4-like
Exons: 10
Coding region: 1-1368 (455 amino acids)
Biological process (GO): peptidyl-lysine oxidation
Cellular component (GO): membrane
Molecular function (GO): copper ion binding; protein-lysine 6-oxidase activity
Source: RefSeq, a predicted model, not a curated record
AUGUACGCCGUGGUGCGCUGUCUGGGGGUGCGUCUGAAAGCAGGCCCCAGGCUGGGGGAGGGCAGGGUGGAGGUACUGAGAGAGGGGAAGUGGGGGACCGUGUCGGACCACCUGUGGGACCUAAAGGCAGCCAGUGUGGUCUGCAGGGAGCUGGGGUUCGGAUCGGCCAAGGAGGCCCUCAACAAGGCCCAGCUGGGACAGGGUACUGGACCUAUUCAUAUGAACUCAGUUCAGUGUACAGGCAGAGAGAAGUCUCUGCUGCAGUGUUCUUUCAGGGAGGUUCCUCUCUACAGUGUAAAACACACUAAUGACGUGGCUGUGCGCUGCAACGUCCCCAACACUGGGCUGGAGACCACGGUGCGGUUGGCGGGGGGCAGGGAGCCUGCAGAGGGGCGUGUGGAGGUGCUGAUGGAGGUGGGAGGGGUACAACGCUGGGGGGCCGUCUGCAGUGAGAACUGGGGCAUCAACGAGGCCAUGGUGGUGUGCAGACAGCUGGGCUACGGCUUUGCAAACAGAGCUCACCAGGAGACGUGGUACUGGCCCGGAGCUCCGGAGGCAGCAGAGGUGGUUCUGACUGGAACCCACUGCAUCGGCACAGAGAUGUCCAUUCAGCAGUGUCGUAGGAACACACAGGUCUACUGUCCCAGGGGAGGAGAUGGCAAGGCGGCUGGGGUCACCUGUGUUGAGACGGCCCCUGACCUGGUAUUAGAUGCCCAGUUGGUCCAGGAGACAGCCUACCUGGAGGACCGCCCCUUGCACCUCCUGACCUGUGCCAAUGAGGAGAACUGUCUGUCGUCCUCUGCUGCCCGGAUGAGCUGGCCUUACGGACACAGACGCCUGCUACGAUUCUCCUCACGCAUCAUGAACAUGGGCCGGGCCGACUUCAGACCUAGAGCGACCAGGGAGUCCUGGACCUGGCACCAGUGUCACAGGCACUACCACAGCAUUGAGGUGUUCACCCAUUAUGACCUUCUGACCCUGAAUGGAACUAAGAUCGCUGAGGGUCACAAAGCCAGCUUCUGUCUGGAGGACACCUACUGCCCCGAAGGUAUGCAGAAGCGCUACUCGUGCUACAACAUGGGAGAGCAGGGUAUCCAGGUAGGUUGCUGGGAUACGUAUCGCCAUGACAUCGACUGUCAGUGGAUCGACAUCACAGACAUCAGCCCCGGGGAGUACAUCUUUCAGGUUGAAGUGAACCCUUCGUUGGACAUGGCUGAGUCAGACUUUCAGAACAACGUGAUGCGUUGCCGCUGCAAGUACGAUGGAGGACGUGUCUUCAUGUUCGGCUGCCACGCUGGUGAUGCAUACAGUUCAGAGGUGGAGGAUCUGUUUGAGCACCAGCGUCAGAUCACCAACAACUUCCUCUAACCAACGGAACAACAGAAGAACCAAUGGGAGAUCUCCAUCCAACAGAACAACGAAUGAGAGACUUCAGAACAACCAGUCAACCAAUGGGAGUUCUCAGGGCCGAGCUUUGGAACCACAGCUCAUCUCAACUUACCCAAUCAGUGGAGAGGAGCCGGAGGAGGACAAGGAAGCCUGGGUUGGAAUGGACUGUGGGAGGGAGGGGGGAGGAAGGAAGAGGGGAGGGAAGGGGGGAAUUUUCAAAGAAAGAAUCACCUGAACAUCAAGCAGUCAUCGCACCUUCCCCAUCACUAACCAUAUCUCUGAGAGAGAGAGAGAGAGAGAGAGAGAGAGAGAGAGAGAGAGAGAGAGAGAGAGAGAGAGAGAGAGAGAGAGAGAGAGAGAGAGAGAGAGGUAGAGGGAGAGAGAGAGAGAGUAUAGACAGAGACGUAUACAGGACUUAUGGGUAGUUGUGACACGUUUCUCAGUUGGAAUUGGACCAUAUCAAGCUGUAACGUGUCAGGUGUCACCAUGGUAACAGGAUUUAGAUUAAAGUAGAGAUGCUUGUCUUGAAACCAAAAAAAUAUGAGCAUCAUGGAGUUAUUUACAGAUUUGAAAUGACGUAAAAACAACAAGAUAGUUCCCUAAGAUUCAGACAUGCUAUGGUUAUGUAGCACAGGAGGCUGGUGGCAUCUUAAUUGGGGAGGAUGGGCUGAUAGUAAUGGCUGCAAAGGAAUUAAAUGGAAUGGAAUCAAACACAUGGUUUCCAUGGUUUCCAUGUGUUUAAUACCAUCCCAUUCACUCCAUUCCAGCCACUAUUAUGAGCCGUCCUCCCCUCACCAGCCUCCUGUAAUAUGUAAGAAGGUUACACUAAGGUACAUGAGUAUAACAUGAAUGUUUAUCAAAUCACAAACGGUGUAUAUUGUAUAAGAUGGUUGUACCUAUUUAGUGACAAUGGGGCAAAGCUACCCUGUUUAAAAGGUGCACUCAGUAAGGUGGCAUUGUCAUACAUUCAAAAGAUUCAGACCUCAGGCUCUUUACAACAUAAAUAUACACAUUAAACACAACAUAUGUAUAUAUACACAUUAGAAUACAGAAACACAGUCAUGUGAAGCACAAAUAAAACCAUCACAAAUCACAGAGAAAAACUGUCUCAUUCAUCCACAAAUAAAACCCCAAUCAAUACUUUAAACUGCCCGAACGGCACCAGAACGUCAACAUGAAAUGGAUUUUGAAUUUUGUUCCGGCAAUACGGUGCAUUAAAACCAACAAGCAGAUUUACCUGCCGGAGACCAAGUUGACCAAGCCGUCGGUCAUUCAGGUGUCUAUACUUCAACAGCAAAGACCGUGUAAACAACAAGGGUGUCUUCCUGCUUGCAGACAUUUUGAAUUCUGUUUAUGUCUGUGUUUGUCUGUGUUUAUGUCUGUGUUUAUGUCUGUGUUUAUGUCUGUGUUUAUGUCUGUGUAUGUGUCUGUGUUUAU